Molecule: messenger RNA, 2123 nt
Organism: Hyalella azteca
Lineage: Eukaryota; Metazoa; Arthropoda; Malacostraca; Amphipoda; Hyalellidae
Product: transmembrane protein 70 homolog, mitochondrial
Exons: 5
Coding region: 132-890 (252 amino acids)
Biological process (GO): mitochondrial proton-transporting ATP synthase complex assembly
Cellular component (GO): mitochondrial membrane
Source: RefSeq, a predicted model, not a curated record
GAGCACAUUUCUUUUCAUUUUGAUGUUUCAUAGGGUAAUUUGUUUGUAAGACAAGAGUAGGAUGUUUUUAAGGUGGCAUUCCACUGAAGCUGAGGUAUUUAUUAUUUCCUCAAUCUAUUUUCAGAUUCAUCAUGGUUCAUUCUUCUCUCAUUUCAUUUGUAAGAUUAUCCUGUAGAUCAGGAAAAUUGACAUUUCAAGUGCGUUACCUGAAUGCCCUACCAAGACCUGGACACACAUGCUCGUCAACUCAGUUCCAGUGUAUAAAACCAUGGCUGCAUUUGCGGGGACAGCUGAUGCAGCCAUGUUUGCAUCACAGGACUUGCCCAUCCAGACAUUUGUCUUCCAAUCCAACUUCAGAGAGUACAUCUCCUCAAAAUGAACUCAAUGAGAAGCAGCAGGACAUUGGUGGUGGCUCAUGGCAAGAAAUAUAUGAGGGACUGCUAAGCACUCAAGUCAAGCUUAUCAAAGGCUUCUCUCUGGGCACCUCAGUCAUUGGGCUUUCUAUACAGCCUUUUGUUAUCACACACCUCGGAUCAAGCUUGAGCUUGGUUAUGUCAUUCAGUGCCCUCAUUGGCAUGUUUACUUUCAUCACUCCCGCCCUCAUACACUGGUUCACCAGGAAGUACGUCUUCAGAUUACACUACUACCCCGAGAAAGACAUCUACGCUGCUACCACGCUCUCGUUCUUCUUAAGAGAAAAGACUAUCGAAUUCAAACCCAGUGACGUGACCAUCCCGGAAAUCCCGAGCAUGUUUACUACUUUUCUGGUGAAGAACAAACCAUUGUUUGUGGAUGUGGACACCUUCAAGGACAUAGAACAUUAUGGGCGCAUCAUGGGCUACGAUAAACCUCUUAAUUUGAGAGUCGACCCUGACCACAAAAAGUUAUAAAAUUGGCGCUGCAAUUCUAUUCAUUAUGGUGCUCAUGCCAUCGUGGUCAUUGAGUUUGACUGCGUGUUGUUUGUUGGCCACUGUACCUUCUUGUAAAUAUACAUCUCUCAUCCAUAUUAAUCGGAAGUCUAACGUUAUUCAUCUUUCCACAUCACUGUUCGCUGAUCCAUAUAUGCAGUGCUAACGAUUUAAAUGAAAUCGUUUUAAUAACGUUGAACAAAUUGUUUCCGAUUUGUUGUGAGGAUUGAGUGACGUCCACAGACGAUGUCGCGCGAUGGCGUUGGUUCAGUAAGUGUUCCAAUAAAACUACCAUUCAACAAUAAAAAAAUAUACUAUAUGAAAAUUUAAAUUUAUAGACGAAUUGCUUAAAACAAUUUCAAUGAUCAAACAACCCAUUUUAGUUACGAUGUAUGAAAGCACAGUUAAAUAAUAACGAGUAAACGCCGACAUCAAGUACAAUUUUUAAAAUCGAUCGUUUAGGCUAAUAAACUGAUAACCAUAAAAUCCACAUUAUUAGCUAUUUCAACACGAUAUAUGGCACAUGGACAUUUUUAUCCUGCAGCUGACGCAUUAGUAUGUAGAAACGGAGUCUUAAUGAUACGGCAGCAUCCUCCAUUUGUUGCUAUUUACUUAUUGACGCGCCGAUAUGUUAAUGACAGAUGCAGGGGUUGGACAAGUAAGAGAAAGACCUGACAUUUAGAUAUCGUAAUUUUUAAACACGUUUUAAACUAUGAAAACGUGACGUGAUGAUCUGGUGCUAUUGCUUGAAAAUACGGCGGUCCAAUGAUUUCUCUUCAUGGAAUAAUCAACGGCCGUGACUAUCUACGAAUUCUGGAGUUCUAAGUUCAUCCAAUGGUUCGAUUUCAAGCACUGUUUCCGAAGGGCAACGCCAUCUUUUUUCAAGAUAGUAAUCCACACAGCUGGAAUUGUUAAAAAAAACUGACACUAGAAACAUUCUAAUGAAGUUGAGCAUCUCGUUUGGCCACCACAAUCACCAGACCUGAUUAUUAUCUGGCAUUUAUGGUUGAUUUUAGAGAUGAAAGUCAGAAAUCGAGUCCCUCCGCAAUCGUCUUUAAAGGAGUUGGAGGGAGUUUUAACCGAAGAAUGGGUUGGAAUUCCUUUGGAAACAAUUCAAAAUUUGUAUGAAUAAAUACCUCGGGGCACUGAGGCUGUAAUAGCCGCAAAAGGUGGAUCCACACCAUACUGAAAUAUAUUUUGUGGAUUUUUCAGGUU